Messenger RNA from Ananas comosus (pineapple), 1021 nucleotides. RefSeq names its product universal stress protein PHOS34-like. Bases 170 to 709 code for a protein of 179 amino acids. NCBI's taxonomy places the organism in Eukaryota, Viridiplantae, Streptophyta, Magnoliopsida, Poales, Bromeliaceae. The transcript is spliced from 4 exons. The record is from RefSeq and is a predicted model, not a curated record.
AGUUCGACUGUGAUCAGAGUCCAACCCUUUUGUUCCAACGGUAACUCGAGAAACUCGCUCCAAUGAUCCAAUAAUUGAGCCUCAAUUAUCAGAUCUACGUACGACUCGUCGAUCCCCCCUUGGACCACCUCCCCACUUCUCUUCGCUUCAUCUCCCACCAUCAUCGACCAUGGCGACCGGAAACCUCGGGUGCGUCGUCGUCGCCGUCGACGAUAGCGAGGUGAGCAUGGAGGCUCUCCGAUGGGCCCUUGACAACCUCCGCCUCCGCCCCGGCGGCGCCGCGGCCUCCUCCGUCGCCGGAGAAGCCGCCGCCGCCGAGGAGCCCGGCGUCUUCGUCGUCCUCCACGUCCAGCCCCCUCCCUCCAUCGUCGCCGGCGUUAACCCCGGCUCAAUCCCCUUCGGCGGCCCGAGUCACGUGGAGGUCCCCGCUUUCACAGCAGCGAUUGAGGCGCAUCAACGGCGCAUUACGGAGGCGAUCAUGGAUCACGCUCUUAAGAUAUGCGCCGAGAAAAAUGUGGGUGUAAAAACUGAAGUGGUGGUGGGUGAUCCAAAGGAGAAGAUAUGCGAGGCCACCGCUAGAUUGAAUGCCGAUUUACUUGUGAUGGGAUGUCGGUCUUUUGGCCCGAUCACAAGGAUGUUCCUGGGAAGCGUAAGCAACUACUGUAUCAAUCAUGUGAGUUGUCCAGUUAUUGUGAUAAAGGGUACCUAAAUUCUUUUUUGAAGACCUGAAUUCUUUUCCUCGUCUGUGUUUGUUCUUGUAUCAUCAUCUUAAGUGUGCCUGGUGAUAGGUCAUACUGACCGAUUAUGUGGUUAUUUCUACUACAUUUAUUUCUGUGUUGUGACAACAACAUACCUCGGGGUUUGAGGGUAAAUUUUUUCUAUUGAGUUCAUCGAGAAACAUUUGUAAAGCACAUAUUCCAUUGGUAUUUCUAUAUUUACUCUGUAAUAAAAGGAUAUGUGUGCAUGGACUGCAUACCUUGUUUGCUUUCUCUCUUCUGUUAUAUGUAUCUGCAUGUUGAAA